Molecule: messenger RNA, 6929 nt
Organism: Paramuricea clavata
Lineage: Eukaryota; Metazoa; Cnidaria; Anthozoa; Malacalcyonacea; Plexauridae
Source: the annotation of a GenBank genome assembly
GUCAACUUGGAGCAAGUCAUGAAAGGAAAACGAGAUUCCCUACGUGUUUGGUUGGAAAAGAACUUGAACGCAAACAACAUUCGUGGAUUAGAAUGGAAGGAUCGUAAGAACAAGAUUUUUAAAAUUCGUUGGAAACAUGCAUCAAAACACGGCUGGUCAUCAGAAUUAGAUGGCUGUGUUUUCAGGGAAUGGGCAAUUUACUCUGGGAAAUUUAAACCUGGUGAAACUCCUCAAGAGCAGCCCAAAGUGUGGAAGGCAAACUUUAGGUGUGCAUUAAAUGCAUUACCAGACAUCCAGGAGAUCGUUUCAGAGCGUGAAACUCGUGGCAACGAAGCCCAAAAAGUUUUCCACAUGAGACCUCAUGUUUUAAAACAAGGAAGAAGAAAUCGCGCUAGCUCGCGAAUGAGAGAUGUUCCUGGAUAUCAAGGUAAAGCAAAUUAUCUUCAUUUUUGCAGUUUUAAUUUUCUACAUGCAGAAUUAUUUUCUAAAUUGGUUUUCAGUAAAGAAUAUUUUCCAUUAAAUGUUUUCCUUCUAUAUAUAUGCACAUCAUCAAAAUGCAGGCAUGUACUUAUAACACACCCGAAACACUAUUUAAACGCUGCUUUUCCUGUUUUUUAUUCACUAAUCAUGUCCAAAUUAAUUUAUUUGGCAAAUAUUAAGACAACAAUGCAGUUAAAGACAAAGUGUAUAUAGCUUCUUAUUUGUAAAUAUAUUUAACAAACUGUUUCUUUCCGCAUACAAUGUAGCCCGUAUUUCUUGGUAUAAUUAUAAUCAUAUGCUUAUAUACAGCCAUACAUGUACAAUACAUUUAUUGGAUAACACAGUGAAAAAAUAACAUUGCAAAACAGUCAACACUAAAGAUGCAGACGAAAUUACAGUUUUUAAACAAACAAAUCGAAAAGGAAACUAAUAUACUUCAAUGCCGCAUGUGAGGAAAACGUAAUGUCACUGACCAAUAUCGCGAGAACCAUGUAGUUCCUAUUUUUAUUGGGGGCUGCAUUGGCCAUAAGGCAUAGACCAUUUAUUGUAAUAAUCACGGUUAACUUAAGAAUCAUUAACGAUAAUAAUAUGAAAAAAUGACUACAGAAACGGCUAACCAAUGACAGUGUUAUACAACUGACAAGAUCCGGUUAUUAGCUAUAUUUAAGUGAAACAUGCAUGCAGGGAUUCCAUGCUUGAAGUUUGUUUCUUUACUUUCGAUAACUUACUCUCAUUACUCAGUAGGGAGUUGAAUACCUGUAUAUAAAAGUAUGUACAUUACCAACCACUUUGUACCAAAAAUUUCAAUUUCAUUGGACUUAAGACUGAAUUUAUCACUUUUAUAUAGAUAACAUUUUAUUGCAUGUGACGAAGACGAAAUCUAAGUAUUUAUACAUAUUUAUAGAUCAAAAUGCAAGAAUGGAAAACAUUCUGACCCAGCAAUUUAAUUCUGAUAACUGCCGAUUAUAAUCACCAUCUGUUACACGAUAGUGCUUGGUGAAACCUAGUGUACACAAACAUCGAAUCGAAAGGACCCUUAGCAUUAAUUUCGCUGUAUAAUUAUAAUUUCGUUUAAAAGGUGACAUAUAUCGUACGCAAUUUUUAUUGAUAAGCAUAAGAACGUAAAAAAACGUUUGGCGUUUUUGUUAUCUCGUACUCAUUAUAUUGGUGAUAACUGUUCUAAUUAUAUUAAUUAUCAUCAAUUUAGCUUCGACCUCCCACCUCAAAUAUAUUGAAGAACCCAAUAUGGUCCAAGUUGGCAAGGUAGAAUUUUACAUUGUCAUUGAUAAAAUUCACACCAGUAUAGUACUUUAUAGUACUAUCUGAAAUUGUUAGGAUAAAAUAAUCAGAUGCAGGUUUUUAAGAUAUCUCUCGUGUAACUUUUUUACCGUUUAGUUAUCAUUUAAUUAUCUUUGGAUCUUAAAUAUCAGUUAUUUCAUUAUUUCUGGAUGUAUUGUUUAAUAACUGUUUUUCAACGGUUUGAUUCUUCAUAUAUAUUAAUUAUAUAUAUGCAUGCACUAUAAAAUCGUUGUCGCGAUCUUAAAAUUCAUUGAAAUAUGAUAUGUAGUUCUUCCCAUUUCUUAUAUCAGAAUUAAAGACUCCAAUAACGGUUUAGUUUACUGUGUGUUAGCUUAAUUCAGUGCUAUACAUGGUCUUUAGUUUAUAACUGCAGCUAGUGCUUUGGUUCACGAAAUCGGAGACGUCUGAGAACUCAAUUAUACCAUAAACUGAUAGAGCAAAUAUAGCUUAGCUUACCCCAUAUUCUUCAUAUCUAUACGUUUGGUCUCACCAUAAAGCUUGUUUUAGACGUCGAAUUUCCGUCGAAUUUAUUCUCAUUGAAUUAAUUUAAUGGAAUAAUGCUGCUGAUUUUUUUCUUUGCGAAAAUUGGACGCUUUAUAUUCGGUUUGUAAUAUUCGAAGCGCACAUUAAGUGUGACGUUGUCGUGACAGGUGUUUAGUCGCAUAAUAUUGAUACAAAUUGACCCCAAAACUCCGUCGAAUAAAAUGAGAAAAAGUAAAUUCCACGAAUUAAAUUAGACCGAAAUUCUACGGUAAGUCUAGUUGACUCUGACAGUAGUCAUUAAUAAUUGUAAUGUACAUGGGAAAAUAAAACAAAAAUUAAAAGAUAUAACGAGAUAUAGCUAUAGUCACGUUAAUCAAUAGAUUUGUAAUAAUAAUCAAUAGAUUUGUAAUAAUAAUCAAUAGAUUUGUAAUAAUAAUCAAUAGAUUUGUAAUAAUAAUCAAUAGAUUUGUAAUAAUAAUCAAUAGAUUUGUAUUGCAGAGUGUGUGGACACAUCGUUCUUUUGCCAGACCUGUUUCUGAAAACCCUCCUCCGUUACUGCACAUAAGAAGUGAAUGCUGCUCUUCAAUCGAACGUCAGACAGGUAUGUUAUCAUUAUGGCUCUCAUUCAUCAACUUGUACCACUGCAGGAUCUCACUUGGGAACAAGGUUGCAUGCUCAUUCAUAUCCGCAAAACCCUAACCCUAUAUCUGUUAUGUGUAACACUUGGCCAGAAAUGAGCUAAUUUUAUUCUUGACAUUAAUCUGAAGAAGACUGAAAUUCAUCCUGCUAGAAACUAAAAAUGUUUUAGUUCAAUGCGGAAGUGAACGUUGUUGUAAUCGCGUCUUGUUCCGUCAACGUUUACAUUGGGCAUUGGUUUAGGGCAACCGAUGCAUGUUGCUUAAGCAGCUUAACACACUUAAUACACUUAAAGUAUAUUUUAAAAUUUAGUACAUAUGCAUGUACAUACAGGGGCGAAGCUAGCCCCUUUAAAUUCGGAGGGUGACUGGCAGAAUUGCCCUGCCAAAAUCAAUGAUGCCCUGCAGCAUGUAGUUUCCCUCGCAGACGUUCUUAUAGCUCUAACCCUCAAGAACGUCUGCGAGGGAGACUAUGCAGCAUGAAGCGCUAGCGCUAAUACAAUACAUCACUAAGCUAUGUGUAUAAUUGAACUGCCGAUGCCAAUAUGUACAUGCAUACGAACUGCUUAUUGUUUGCUAGCUGUAAUAAGUUACUUAAUAACUCUACAUUCUAUCAUUUAAAAUCUUUGAUUGUCCUGCCAAUCGAGAUGAUUCGUAUUUUGGGGGUUCCAACCCCCCCCCCCCCAUACCCACCUCAAGUUUCGCCCCUGAGUACAUAUUCCUUUACUGUAGAAAAGGCAGCAUUUUCAAGUUAUGUCAAAACCAUCAAAGAAAAUGAACCAGUUCUACCAGAACAUAAAAUAAUUGAUGUAAGUUGAAUAUGCGUAUCUCAUUUACAUCAUCUAUUAAUAUUCUAUUUUAUAUUCAUGUGUGUUAUAAGCCAAGAACAUGAUAUACUUCUUCUUAAGAACAUAGUUUUCUUAACAUUUAUAUUCAGUUGAUCGACUCUUGGUCCCAUGAACUAAAGGAACAACACGAUUCAAGGUUUUACAAUACUGCACAGAUGUCAAACCCAGGUUAGUGUCAAGUAGUUGUUUAGAAUAUAUUUCAUCAUGUGAUUUGUUUAGUAAUAUUUCAAAUCUGAUUAUGAGGACUGGACUAGAUUUCAAGUCCGCGCAACUGGAUCAAAAUGCGAGGAUUUGAGAUCUAGUCCAGUCCCAAUUGGAGGAUUUGAAAUGACAUGCAUCUCAUACGAAUAAAUCACUGCUUCAAGUUAAGUGAAUUAAUUUUGAUCCAGUCCAAGGACUGAAUUAAUUUUGAUCCAGUCCUAGGACUGUAACAAUAUACUUCACCAGGUUUCCAGUAUUAUCAUGUGAACAAAAUAAAGCAAUAUGGUUGACUAAUUUAUCAUGAAUUAUUAAUGAGUUUGAGAUGUAUGUAUAUAUCCUAAUUGCUGUACCAACAUUUUGCAUUGAAAUUUGAGAAAAAAACUUUGAUUGAUAUAUGCAUGAAUACUUGUAUACAUACAGUACAUAGAUCGAGCUAUAUUGCAAGUCAACUGAGAGCAUGAACUAUUCCUCAGGCAUCCCUGAUAGUGAUUUCUUCAAUCGUUCUAAAAUGCUUGAAAAGCUAUCACUAUACUGCUAUAAACUUCGCAAUUAAUAAAACGAAAUUUUAAUUUAUGAACUCUAUAAAGUUUAACCAUCUGGGUUAUACCAAUCCACGGACAAUUUUAGACAAUCACCAUCCAGUGGAUAGCACUAACCGGCAGCUGGCGAUUGCUUUAAAAUAGGGGUUCAUUAAUAUAUCUCAAACUCAUUAAUAAUGCAUGAGUAAAUUAGCCAACCAUAUUGCUUUAUUUUGCUCACAUGAUAAUACUGCAUACCUGAUGAAGUGUAUUGAUCCAGUCCUAGAACUGGAUCAAAAUUAAUUCAGUCCUUGAACUAGAUCAAAAGUAAUUCACCUUACGUUAAGUAGUGAUUUAUUCGUAUGAGAUGUCAUUUCAAAUCCUCCAAUUCGGACUGGACCAGAUUUCAAGUCCUAGAAUCAAAUUGUGCGGACUUGAAAUCUAGUCCAGUCCUCAUAGUCGGAUUUGAAAUAUUACAUCUUGUAUACGUGUGAUGACACAAUGAUUCAAUUUCCGAGCUCUCUUCAGGGGAAUAAAAAGUAGUCUAUAUAACUGGCCAUGUAAUGACGUUUUUCUUUUAAUCAGGUGGUUAUGUGGAAUCUUCGAUUGGUGUAUAUCAAAAUGCAAACUAUAGUGGUGGGCAGACCACUCGUAUUCCUGCAUCUCGUUAUUAUUUGACUUAUGACACUUCUGAUGAAUCAACACAAACAUGCUUUGAGUACGUCUCUCGUAUUUAAACGCUAGAUAAGCUGUAAUACUUUAACCUUCAUCUGUAAUCAUACUGUAUGCUGGAACUCAUGAAAAUAUUUGUACAUAAUACAUUACUCAAGAGAACUGUCUAGAUGUUAUCGUCCAUACAUGUAGUGUUCAUCCUUUAUGUGACGUCAUACAUAAGAGUAGAACGAUAUUAGGUAUAUAAGGUGAAGAUAUUAGAUACGAAGGAUCAAACGUCAUUGAUAUAAUAUGGUAUAAUAUGAUGAAAGGUUUGAUCCUUCAAGAGUGUUUGUGGGAUAUGAUCUGUUUGUUGGGGAAGAGGAAAAAACGUAAAAUGGAAAUUUAGUUUCAUUGGAUACUUGUACAGUAAUUUCUGAACUGAGAAUAAAGGUAGUACAAAUAGUAGUAAAAAGUGGUACAAAUUAUAAAGUUGAGUUGAAUUGCACUUAUUGCAUAACAUAUGUAGAACCAUAAAUAUGGUUGCAUUUCGUAUUUAUGUUUUACAAACGUCUAUGAAUAUUUAUAACAAUGAUUCCAGAGAAACUAUUUUCUAGAUCACCUGAUUAAAAUCUAAUUACUUGUUACUCUCAAGAAUUUUUGUAACUUUGCACAACAACAACAACAACAACAACAACAACAACAACAACAACAACAACAACAACAACAACAACAACUUUGCGCACCUAUAUUGCGUUUAAUAUCUGUUUCUUUUUACUUAUUUUUAUUCGUAUGUAGAAUAUGUAUACAAAGGUUAAAUAGUGUUUUUGUUACUUAUGGAUACAUAUAUACAGUAUAUACAUCAUAAUUAGAAGAAGCUACCAUGCAAUUAACUAUUCCUCGCACGAAAGUCUCGGUAAUAGGCAAUUCCAGCGUUCAUGCAGUGGAGGGUUGGAGGGUGGGAAGUAAGGUAUCAUAUUGCUGAUUAUGCUGAAAAAAAUAAAAAUGGUGGCCGUGUAAACACGGAGUGAUAGCUUAUACUUGUAAAUAUUGAAAUAUUUCGGAUGUUUCGGCAGUUUUUAUUGAAAUUUUCCAGCAUAGUCAGCAACAUGACACCUUACUUCCCGUCACCCCCUGCGUAAAUUAAAAACUGGAAUUGCACUCGCGUCUCUAUUCGCACACUCAUAUCGAAUGUAUAUUUAGAGUUUGUGAAUAGUGUACUUCAUCCAGAUUCAUUCAAACAAAGUUGUAAUACUGUCCUUGCGCAUGCAUUUCACAUUGAGGAGUGUUUGAUGAAGUGCGCGCCUCGGUGAAUAAAUCACAUAUCCCUUCGUUGCCUCAAACAUAUUACAUAUUAUAACUAAUAUUAUAUAAUAUUAUAUUAAUCACAUAAGUAUAUUUGGAUAUCUAUAUGUAAUUUUAUGCAGAUUUUCACUGCAACAAAGCCUUAAUUUUAUCCUUGCAUUGCAUACUGAGGUUGAUAAUUUUGUUGUUGAUAAUUUUGUUGUUGAUAAUUUUGAUAAUUUGGUUGAUAACCAUUAUUAUUGUAAUAUUGCUGAUAUUGUCCUGGGUUGUUAUAUCUGGGUGGUUGUUGUCGUGGUUUUGGGGCUGCCUUUGGCUUCGACUUUCUUCUUUGACUGCCAAGUUGUUGUUCAUGAAAUUUCAAACUACCUUGCGCCAACUUCUUCAAGUCCAGGACUAAAUAUCCGGGAUCUGAUCUCGAGGGAUUAAUCUGAUCAUAUUCCAUACCAUAAAUCAUGGUUGGUUGGUUUUCUGGAUAUCGAGAUGAACUUGAUCUUCCCCAUUUAUUCGCU